UCUCGGACCAUCAGGUAUUGGAGAGCAACUUUUUUUUCUUGUUCAAGGUGUACCUGGCACGGGAAGUGAAAGACACCGCAGAUCUUUUUCUGAGAUACAAACAGAGUGAGACAAUCUCCAAGCCUCCCCCUCUGUAACCACCUGCUAUACCAUGGGAUGUCGGCAAAGCUCUGAGGAGAAAGAGGCAGCGCGGCGGUCCCGUAGGAUUGACCGCCACCUGCGCUCUGAAAGUCAGCGACAGCGAAGAGAGAUUAAGCUCCUACUCCUGGGUACCAGCAAUUCUGGGAAGAGCACUAUUGUAAAGCAGAUGAAAAUCAUUCAUAGUGGUGGCUUUAACUUGGAGGCCUGUAAGGAAUACAAACCUCUGAUUAUCUAUAAUGCAAUUGACUCUCUCACACGUAUUAUUCGGGCUCUAGCCACCCUUAAGAUAGAGUUUCACAAUCCUGACAGAGCAUAUGAUGCUGUACAGCUUUUUGCCCUGACAGGCCCAGCUGAGAGCAAAGGUGAGAUUACCCCUGAGCUCCUGGGAGUCAUGAAACGGCUCUGGGCAGACCCUGGUGUGCAGGAGUGUUUUUGCCGCUCCAACGAGUACCACCUAGAGGAUAAUGCUGCAUACUACUUAAAUGACCUAGAAAGGAUUGCAGCACUGGACUACAUCCCUACAGUGGAAGAUAUUCUUCGUUCUCGGGACAUGACCACAGGGAUUGUAGAAAAUAAGUUCACCUUCAAAGAGCUGACUUUCAAAAUGGUGGAUGUGGGUGGACAGAGAUCUGAACGCAAAAAAUGGAUCCACUGUUUUGAGGGGGUUACAGCAAUAAUUUUCUGUGUGGAGCUGAGUGGAUAUGACUUGAAGCUGUAUGAAGAUAACCAAACAAGUCGAAUGGCAGAAAGUUUGCGUCUCUUUGAUUCCAUCUGCAACAACAAUUGGUUUAUCAACACCUCCCUCAUUCUUUUUUUGAAUAAGAAAGAUCUGCUGGCAGAAAAAAUCCGACGCAUACCUUUAACAGUCUGCUUUCCUGAAUACAAAGGCCAAAACACUUAUGAAGAGGCAGCAGUCUACAUCCAACGCCAGUUUGAGGACUUAAAUCGCAACAAGGAAACCAAGGAGAUUUACUCACACUUUACCUGCGCCACUGAUACCAGUAACAUACAAUUUGUCUUUGAUGCAGUGACAGAUGUCAUCAUUCAGAACAAUCUCAAAUAUAUUGGCCUCUGCUAAGAAUCCUUGGGCUUAAUCUGUUUUGCUGAAGUGAUAAAAAAGGGGCUAAUCACUGCCACUUCUCAUUUAAAUAAAUGGGGCAAUGCUUAGUAGCCCAAGGAGAGAAAAGGGGAAAUCUGAUGUAUGUACACAGUUCCUCUUAUGCCCCCUUAACCUGCUACAUAAUUUUUCACAAAUACAUGAUCUGGAGAGAGAAAGCCUCCUCUCCAAAAACCCCACACAAUUCUGCCCCACUUAGCAAAAAAAAGAACCCAAAUUAAAACAAAGAAAGAGAUUGAGGCCUAACUCUGUGGAUAAUUUUUCACCAUAGUCACUGCACUUUUACUCCAUUUGUUUCAUUCUGUUUUCCUACAGUGGGAGUGUUAUCAUGUUGUGUGUAAGAAAUAAUUCUUCAUCCAGUUGUCCUAAAAUUUUACUGACACAAAGGUAAAAAGCUGGUGAGUGAUAAAUGAACUUGUUUGCAGGGUAUAGAGCAGAAUGGUUGUGUUGUGAGAAAAAAGCUGGUUCAAAGCUGAGGCUAUAGAACAGGCGAGUUUUAGCAAAAUACUACUUAAAAUCGUAUAGAAUGGGCAUGCACCCACAAUAGUGGUACACACAAACAGUAUAUACCUAUACAUCAUGUGUGCACAUGACUCAUAGCACAUACUAUGUACACAUUUCUGCUUUGCUUUACUGUUUAUCACCUUGCCUGUUUAAGGAAUUGUUGGUGUGCAACUGUUGUGUGAUUUCCAACCUGACAAGCAGCUCAUUCUGAACUUGAAGGCUUCAAAUAUGCAGCAAAACUACAUAAAAUCAAUCUAUGAAUAGGCCAAAUUAAGGUCAGUGUUUCUUCUACUAUUAAGGAGUUUUAUACACCAAACUAGUCUUCUUUUACAUCUUUUUUUGCCAAAUCUUGUGGUGUUUCACAAAAACCAAACUAUAUUUAAGUAGGUUAGUGUUCCUUUUUUAAUACAGAUAAAAUAAAUCACAAGGCAAUUUUUAAAAUUAUUGUUGUAGUGUCUGGAUUGCUGAAUGUGAAAGUUGCCAACAGCCAAUUCUGUUCCACUGCUCCAACUGCAUUCUGGGAAUUGUAAUAUUGUAACAGAUUUCCUAAGAAGCAGGAGCUGUGGAGAUUGUGUAGUAUAUAGCCUCCAAAGUAUUUUUUUCUUUUUUUCUUCUUUUUUUGUUUUUUUUUAAAUUAUUUUUAAAAUGUGCUGUAUUAUUAGAAGGUUAAAGAUGAGCGAUAUGAACAAUAACUAAAUGUCUUGGUAUUUCAAUUUAAUAAUUUAAAUUAUUUACAGUUUAGUGAACUUAAGGAAACUGAAGAGAUGCAUUCCUCAGCUCCAGGUUUCAUCUCAUAAAGAAACACUACUGGAUGGAUUAACAUUCCAGCAAAAGUUUGAAUGCAUAAGAAGCUCUGUGGGACUAUACUGGAAAAUCUCAAAUGGAUCAUAUAGACCUAAGUAUUUGGUCAGUUGAUUCUUUCCCCUGCCAUAGAAAAGACUUCUUAAAGACUUCAGUGUAAAGUUGGUGUGUAAAUAUAUGUUUGAUAAUUGUAAAGCACAUAAGUACACAGAGACACAGACACACAUGCACACUGGAAAAUAACCUACUUUUGUUCCCCCUAUGUAUUAUGAUUAGGGCAAGAAAUCUCAGCCAAGGGCUCUAAGAAAUUUCAAACAAAAUGGUUAAUAACAUCAACAUUUAAAUUGUCCACUUAAAAAAUAAAUAAUUCAAAUGAUA
Messenger RNA from Melopsittacus undulatus (budgerigar), 2941 nucleotides. RefSeq names its product G protein subunit alpha z (gene GNAZ). The transcript is spliced from 2 exons. Gene Ontology annotation, cellular component: heterotrimeric G-protein complex. The coding region runs from base 152 to 1219 and encodes 355 amino acids. Gene Ontology annotation, biological process: adenylate cyclase-modulating G protein-coupled receptor signaling pathway. NCBI's taxonomy places the organism in Eukaryota, Metazoa, Chordata, Aves, Psittaciformes, Psittaculidae. The record is from RefSeq and is a predicted model, not a curated record. Gene Ontology annotation, molecular function: GTP binding; G protein-coupled receptor binding; GTPase activity.